Messenger RNA from Neltuma alba, 1433 nucleotides. Its product is annotated as GATA transcription factor 5. Gene Ontology annotation, molecular function: zinc ion binding. Gene Ontology annotation, biological process: cell differentiation; regulation of DNA-templated transcription. The transcript is spliced from 3 exons. The record is from RefSeq and is a predicted model, not a curated record. Bases 204 to 1109 code for a protein of 301 amino acids. NCBI's taxonomy places the organism in Eukaryota, Viridiplantae, Streptophyta, Magnoliopsida, Fabales, Fabaceae. Gene Ontology annotation, cellular component: nucleus.
UAGCAUAUCGCUCUCGAAUUUUUCGUAGUGCAUAUUUAAAUUGGAAAACAGUACAGACAUGGUAAAAAGAUAGGAGAAACAAAGAUAAAGAUAAACCAAUAACCCAGCACCACUUUCGCCCACGAAACACCCUCGUUCGUCCCGGUGCUUCAUCCUAAGAAACCUGCCGUGCGGUUUGCUCUUCUUCGUCAUUUUUAUCAGAAAUGGAGGUUGUGGCAGCGAACGCCUUAAAAUCGAGUUUGCACAGAGAAUUGUCGUGUCUGAAGUCGAGCCAGCAACCCUUCGGCGAGGAAAUUUGGUGUUUGAAUUCGAAUAACGGCGUUGCCGGUGAGGAUUUCUGGGUGGAUGACUUAUUCGAUUUCUCUCAGAGUGAAUUUCAACCUGAAUAUGAAGAAGACGACGAGGAAAAAGACAGUCUCUCCGCUUCCUCCUCACAUGACCGGAGCGAAGAAGACGCCAACUCCAACUCCUCUUCCGGUCCCGGCGAUUCUGACCUCAUUUUCCCUAACGAACUCGCCGUUCCGGACGAUGAUUUGGCUGACUUAGAAUGGGUUUCUCAUUUCGUUGACGAUUCUGUACCGGCGUUCCCUCUUCUGUACCCCGUCCGUUCCGAGGAAAUGAAGACCCGGUCUGAACAGGAACCUAGCCCGGGCUUUGCGAAAACCCCUUGUUUUCCCUUUGAAUUUCCCGUCAAGGCGAGAAGCACCAGGUGUAGAAGAGCCAGGAUGUUUAGCCCCUUGCUUUCCCGGCCAUCUUCGCCACCGUCUUCAUGUUCGUCGGUCCUUUCCUCGUCGUUGACUCUUAUCACCGUUGGCGCGGCUCCGAAGACAGCCUUGGUACAUGGCGUUACGGAAACGCCCUUGAAAAAGCAGAAGAAAAGGGCGGAGACUCAAGCCGGUGUUAGUGGUGGGUCCCAAAUUCAGCGUCGGUGCACCCAUUGUCAAGUGCAGAAGACUCCGCAAUGGAGGACAGGUCCGCUUGGCCCCAAACACUUUGUAACGCUUGUGGGGUCCGGUACAAGUCGGGUCGGCUUUUCCCGGAGUAUAGACCGGCCUGUAGCCCGACUUUCUCUAUCGAUGUUCACUCGAACAGCCAUCGUAAAGUGUUAGAGAUGAGGAAGAGGAAGGAGAUGAGCGAACCGGAAUGUGAGUUGACUCAAAACUCAGACAGUUCCGAGUUGCUGAGCUUCUAGAUUCGAAAUCAUCAUCCGGUCUAACCGGGUUCGGUUUUGUAAAAUAGAUAGUGGUUUUCGAAUUAGGCUUGUGGUGCUAGUCAUUGGUCCGCUAGGGAGGUAACAGAAAUUAGGAAUGAAUUGAUUGUUUGUAUUCUUAUUUCUUAGGAGUAGUUGAGGGCACCGAAAUUUCUUUACGAGUACAUUUUGGCCAUACACUUUUAGGUUUUGUUGAUAUUUAUAAUAGCUUGAUUUCUUUCUC